Messenger RNA from Xenia sp. Carnegie-2017, 2322 nucleotides. Its product is annotated as anoctamin-4-like. The record is from RefSeq and is a predicted model, not a curated record. Gene Ontology annotation, cellular component: plasma membrane. Gene Ontology annotation, biological process: chloride transmembrane transport. Gene Ontology annotation, molecular function: chloride channel activity; protein dimerization activity. Lineage: Eukaryota; Metazoa; Cnidaria; Anthozoa; Malacalcyonacea; Xeniidae.
GACUCGUUGCAUCAUACGAAACUUUGUACAAACUUGGAAGACGAUACAAUGGAUACAAAGAGUUCGAAAAAGUACUCCGACAACAAUUGUGAGCUUGAAACACUCAUCACUGCGAAUGAUGAUACACAACCAAAGGAAAAAAAGUUUUAUUUUAUUUUAGUUUAUAAUGACACCGAUAAUCAUGAAAUACGCGGCAAGCGUAAAAGAUACGAAGACAAUUUACAAAAAAGAGGCUUGUUAUUAGAGACUGUGCCAUUAAGCAAGCUCGAAGACAAGAACAUAUACUUCGUUUUGGUGCACGCACCGUUAGACCCAGUCCUUUUCCAAAAAGCAGAGGACAUGCAUAUUCAAAUGCCAUUAAAAGAUGAAACCAACAGUGAACCGGCCACGUCCAACAGUGAACCACAAAGUAUACUGAUAAGGUUCUAUAGAAAGCUCGUAGAUAAACGCCUUGAUCCAUUCACAGUAAAGAAACCCACCGUUCGCACUCAAAAUUGGAACACGGUGACUUCCUUUUCAAAAUUGAAUGUUAAGGCUUUUCAGAAAAAAGACGACAAAGGUUUCUUUGAGAAUGCUGAAAGAAGUCGAAUGGUAAAAGGAAUUCUACAAUUGACAUCGUUUACAGUUGACGAGUCAGGGGAAGUCAAUGAAAAACAUGAUGACGACACAAGACUUGAUGAAGGUCACGGUAUUGAACAAUUGUGUCAUAAAGGAGUGUAUGAAUGUUACUAUCCAAUGCAUGAUGGACCUUCAAUAAUACAUGAUAAUCACAUGGACAACGAUCGGCAAAGGUUGCGCGCAGACUGGGCAACAUUUUCAAUGUCUUUAAAAUAUCAACCUUUAGAUGCAAUCCGCGAUUAUUUUGGUGUCCGUGUUGGUUUCUACUUUGCAUGGCUAGGGUUGUAUACAAGUUUUCUAGCUCCUGCAGCUGUUGUGGGUUUGUUGUGCUUUAUUUAUGGACUUUGUACGAUGAACACAGCACAACCAUUGAAAGAGAUAUGUGAUAAAAAGAAUGAGAGAAUCGCCGUUUAUUUGACAAACUGGGAGAAUCCAAGAACUUUGUCCGAUUAUCACAAUAGCCACACAUUAAAAAUGUACGUCCUUGAGUCGGUAAACACCUACUUUCCACUCAUCAACCUUGCCUUCUUUAAAACCAGUUUGAUCAACGGUAAUCCCUCAAAGUACAACAGAAUCAAUGGCGGACGGAUUGAGGAAUGUAAUGCAGCUGGUUGUUUGAUUGAUGUCAUAUAUCUUUUCGUCUUCAUGACUGGUAAACAGAUUCUGAACCUGGGAAAUGAAUUUGUCGUACCGUACACUUUUACAAUGAGUUCCCAAACGAUGGUGGGAUCGCUCCCGAUACCUCAAUGGGAAGAUGAUUAUUGGUUGGAGGAAGAGCCCGAAUUUCGCAUAUUUUACGAGUAUCUAGAUAUGGUGAUACAGUUUGGUUUUGUGACAAUGUUUGUUGCCUCGUUUCCAUUGGCUCCUCUCUUUGCCGUCAUCAACAAUUUCGUGGAAAUCCGAGCUGACGCCCUCAAUUUUGUGGUAAAUUAUCAACGUCGUGUUUCUGAGCAAGUUAAAAAUAUUGGCAUUUGGCUCGGCAUACUUACGACAAUAUCUGCAGUCGUAAAUUCGUUUGUCAUCGCUUUUACGACUGAUUUUAUACCAAGGUUUGUGUACGUCCAUUACUACAGUGAAAGUGGUUCACUCGAAGGUUAUGUAAACAAUUCCCUCAGUUAUAUCAAGAUAUCUGAUUUAGAGAAAGACAGUCUUCCCGAAGAUCGUUACAAAAAUCUGAACUACACACUGCCUUACUGCAGAUUCAAAGAAUAUCUGGAACGAAAUAAACCAUAUAACUUCAGUAAACAGUAUUUCACCGUAAUGAUGUCUCGUUUCAUUUUCAUCGCCGUCUUUCAUUAUGUGAUUUACAUCCUACGAUAUUUUGUAAAAUGGCUUUUUCCUCAAGUUUCCAACUCGUUGCAGACAAAGAUUUCACGAAAAAUGCACGUGACCAGAAUGCGCUUUCGCAAAAGUGCAGUUCAAGCCAUGCAAGAGACAAUCAAACAGGAAUCUGAGCGACGGCGAAACUCAAAGUCGACAUUUACAGAGCACUCUGAUGGUCAAUUGAUACGCAGAACAAAUUCCGCCAAUAUGCACACUUAUGUUUGAGUUUAAACAAAAUAGUGUAGUUGAAGAAUUCUUUGUAACAUUUUUAAUUAUUUUUGUCAUGUUAGCCGGACUAUGUUAUUUCUACAAACAAACAUAAGAUUUCGCCAUGGUAAAUAUUUAUAUCUUAUGUAAGAAUGCUUUAUUUGGGUCCGACAU